AUGAGGCCAAACGAUACGUCCCACAGCUUGAGCAGUCCUGUUUCUACAAACGACAUAGGCUCUGCCAAUGGGUCCCCUGACACCAAGCUUACAGCAUAUUCGCCUGAGGAUAUGCGAUCUACCUGCCUUCGCUCUGACUCCAACAUUGGUGACCCAUUGGGCGACAUUGGCAAACGAAAGUUAUACCUGACAUCAUCCUCUGACCCCUUUCUGGUGUCAACGAACACUUCUACCCGUGUUCAACUUUCACCAACAGCAGCAAGCUUCACACCAUUUGGCGUGGCAGACAACGUUCUAUCUAGGAGCAAGGCACCUUCACUGUCUCGAGGAUUUUCCGGCGUUGGCUAUCUAACAGCAAGCUCGGAUAUUGAUCCAUGCGAAGCUAGGAAUGGCCCUCUCCAGGCCUCGGACAGAUACUCACUGAAGUAUGGAGUCAUAGGCAAUAGUCAGGCUGAUACGAGGAACCGUCCGAAUAUCAUGGACUACCAGACAUUCGGCAGCGAGAACCAUAGCCGAGCCCUGGUUAUUGAAAAUGUGCCGAAAAAUCUUACCUAUAUGUCAUUGGCUGGAUUUUUCAAUCGUCGUGAAUUUAGCUCCCUCAGAGGCCCCGUGCUUUCAGAACUCAAUUCCAUGGGCAAGGUCUAUGUCGCAUUCACGGACAGUCGGGAAGCGACCAAGGCAAUAGAGAAGGUCAAAGUCCUGAGGCCUGAAUGGCACAUCUCUACGAUUGCACCUAAAGAAUAUGUCAAACAUGUUGAGCCUUCUCUUCUGCCACAGACUUCUAACUACGAGGGUCAGCUGCUUGUCACCGUCUAUUAUGACGGCAGAAACCCCAACCUCAAUCAGCACACUGUUGCUCGCUCACUUGAAACCCUCUCUAUGACAUUCGGUGACAUAAGGUCUUUCACAUCCUUGCCAACUGAGCAAGAAAAUAUUGGCGAAUUUCAUAUUGAGUACUUCAACACGCGUGAUGCUGAGAACGUUUUGACCACCCUUAAUGGGACGUCGGUUGAUGAUUGCAUCCUAGACAUCUCUCUUUUCAGGCCAGAUAUAGAAGAGAGAAAGUGCGAGCUGCCAUUUACGGCUGAAACACCUUCAAGAGAGGAAUUCCCUCCAGCCGAGGAGGCUUCUUUCACAAAGUCCACAUCGUGGACCUCAGUUAGACCGGGCCGUGCUUCCUUCAUGGAAUUAAGCCCUACCGGUCGUUCCACGGUGCCCCCAGGUGAACAUGCUAGUCUCAUAGACUGGAUGUCUAAGGCUGGUGAAAGGAUCUUCCCCUCUCCUCGCCGCGAACUUAGCCGCUAUCCUGAUUUACGCAUGGGCAGCCAAAAUGCAGUCGAUAUAGAGAGAAUACGUCUCGGCUUGGAUGUCAGAACGACGAUUAUGCUCCGCAACAUCCCUAAUAAAAUCGACCAGGCUAUGCUCAAAGCUAUUGUGGAUGAGACGAGCCAUGGAAAAUAUGACUUUAUGUACUUACGGAUAGAUUUCGCAAAUAACUGCAACGUCGGGUACGCCUUUAUAAAUUUCGAAGAUCCGAUUGAUAUCAUUGAUGUUAGUAUCGUCCUGGUUCUCUUCAUCGAAAUCACUGAUUUCAUGUAG
Molecule: messenger RNA, 1599 nt
Organism: Aspergillus luchuensis
Lineage: Eukaryota; Fungi; Ascomycota; Eurotiomycetes; Eurotiales; Aspergillaceae
Exons: 9
Coding region: 1-1599 (532 amino acids)
Molecular function (GO): nucleic acid binding
Source: RefSeq, a predicted model, not a curated record